AUGGACUACAUCACGACACAGUCAAACAAUCGGAUCCAUCGGGGAAGCCGCAUAAAAGGGUCCUCCAAUAUCCAGAUACAGGGGAACACCCUGGUGGAGGAAUGUGUUAUUGACGCGCACGAGGCCAUACCAGAUGGUUCUCCCACAAUAGUGAUUGGGAAAUACUGCAUUCUUGGACGUGGGGUAGAGUUGAAGCCUCCUGUGUCCACUUCAGGUGUUCAUCCGAGCGCGGUGGGCUCUUACGUGCUCAUCGGAGAAAAUUGCAAGAUAGCCAGCGCUGCCAUCGGAUCGCGAGUGAUCGUUGGCGAAGGAUGUGUUCUUGGAAACGGGAGUAUCAUCCACGAUUGUUGUAUAUUGGAUCCAGGUCUUGUUGUUCCGGGUAAGUAUGUUGUUCCUCCUUUCUCGCACGUUCUGAAGUGGGGAGACGCGUUCAAGGUGCGGCAUCUCAAUGAGUCUCACAAGCUGCGGAUCGAGCUUCUUGCGAGGCGACGCGUGAUUGCUUGA
This is a messenger RNA of Kuraishia capsulata CBS 1993, 504 nucleotides long. RefSeq lists its product as uncharacterized. Bases 1 to 504 code for a protein of 167 amino acids. The transcript has a single exon. The record is from RefSeq and is a predicted model, not a curated record. NCBI's taxonomy places the organism in Eukaryota, Fungi, Ascomycota, Pichiomycetes, Pichiales, Pichiaceae.